Molecule: messenger RNA, 2001 nt
Organism: Dendroctonus ponderosae (mountain pine beetle)
Lineage: Eukaryota; Metazoa; Arthropoda; Insecta; Coleoptera; Curculionidae
Exons: 5
Coding region: 501-1904 (467 amino acids)
Source: RefSeq, a predicted model, not a curated record
GUAUAACGAACCAGUUUUACUUCAUUUUUCAAGUUCGUUAUAUCCGGACUCAACUGUAUUUGUAUUUCCGAAAAUAUCCACUUAUUGGACUGGAAUCCAGAAAAAGCGAUUACAAAAGCGAUGCCAGCCAGAAAUCUAUCAAAAGCUGACUGGCGAACGAAAUCUCAAAGACGACAACUUUUAAACCUUGCAGCUGUUUUCCCAUUGCAAAAGACCUUCUGCAUCACGCAAUUGCAAUAUCGAUCAAUUGUUAAGUAAAUUUUCAUUCAAAAUCCACCAAAUCUUAAGGUAAUUUCGACAAAUCCCUCGUAUUAGUCAAACCAUUGCUUGUCGCUAAAUGCAUGAUUGGGGUCGAACAUUUUUGCCGGUCACGAUUUUCGUAUUAUUUAAGGCUUAUAAACUGUCUUUCGUAUAAAUCUCUUUAGUGCCUCGAUAAUGGGUAUUCCAUAAAUGGCCCCUCAUUGGCCAUCAAAGAUGCAGACACUUCGGUAGUUUCCUCGAUGUCUAUCGCGGUGUUUUUCAUUUUCUGUUCGGUGUGCCACCCUGAAAGGGUGGAUGGAUUGCUUCUAGCUCAAGAGGGAGGUUACAUGUAUCCACACCCUCCACUCCCGCCCGUUCAGUUGGAUGAACCCCAGCCUCUGCCUCCUCUCUACCUGCCUCCGAUAUUUUCCGACGAGGUGCCCCAAUUGGGGUAUUUGCCUCCUGGUCGGCCCUCUCCUAUCUACCCCAAUGACGACACAGUGGUAAUUCCAGCUCAGGCUCCCAACCCAACUCUUCAGCCUCCGUAUCUUCGGAUCGAGAACAUGUCCUGUGUUCAGGGCAUGAAUUUUCGGGCGAUGUUCUCGGUGAGCAACAGUUUGCCCAAUUUUCCAGUCGUUGAGGAAGCCGCAGAAGACUGUGUGAAUUCGAUUGGUGCAAAUCGGUUCAAGAUCGAUCUGAAUGAUUUCAAUAACAUGCUGAAAUGUGGAGUAAAGCGAUGCACAAGCAGUGGAAUGGAGCCGCAGGGGGAAAUUUCGAAGAACUUGCAGAUUGAGGGGAACAUGUGCGUUGUGGUGAGGAUGGCAACGGUGAGGGGCGUGAGGUUGCCUGAGGAUGGAAUGGUGACGUUGAUGUGCACGCCGCAAGAGCGGAUAGUGAGUCAGACCAAACAUGUUAAGCUCGGGAGUAGGAAGAUUCAACAUAUUUCCAGGGCGCGUUCAAACGCUGGAGUAAUAGCCGCUGGAGGAUCUCAAAAAGACCUAAAAACUCGAAUUGGCAUAUUCAGAAAGCAGCCAGGUGGUCAAGUUUAUGAUCAAAAGGUCCAAUCGGACAGCGUCCUCGAAUUGGGCGAAAGUCUUCUGUUGAGAACAGUGGUAAAUGAAGGAGAUGGCUGGAAAAACAGCCUAAUAGGCCCGGUACUCAUAACAGGACUAAAUUCCAAAAAAACUGCUCUGCUGGUGAAUCAGCAAGGAUGCGUGAAUCCCGAAAUGCGAAGCAUUUGCCCGAGACAUCCGCAAAAAAUCAAUCCGCUUAUCACCGAGCUUCAAUUUAGGGCUUUUCUGUUCCAAGACUCCCCACAAGGGGAUGAAAUGGUGGUUUCUGUACGAACGCAGGGCUGUUUGAACGUGGCGGAUUGUUCAAAGGACCAAUCCUGUUUAGAUCCAUCCAAUCCCAGGACCAAACGGACGUUGCCAAUUGAGACUUACAGUCGCAAUAAAACUGAAAAUGAACAUGUUGAACAUGUAAAUGUACAAGAUUGGGAGACGCAGUUCAAAUUCAAAGUGGAACCGAUCAGUCAUCGUGCAACUAAAAGUAAUUCGACUAGUUAUUUUUAUUAUUCGGCUUUUUUGUGUUUAUCUUUAGUGGCCGUAAUUUUCGGUUUAGUUGCUUUUGUCGUAGUGCGUCGGCGCGAUCAUCGUCGAUAGUACGCGAUUCUUUAAUUGUUAUUCUGUUAUUUUUAUUUAAUUUAUAAAAUUUCGUCAGUUUUCCAAUAAAGUUUAACAAGAAUGUUUAACAAAAGUA